Molecule: messenger RNA, 2629 nt
Organism: Heterotrigona itama
Lineage: Eukaryota; Metazoa; Arthropoda; Insecta; Hymenoptera; Apidae
Source: the annotation of a GenBank genome assembly
AACACUUAUCCAUUGUACAAGGAUUUUCUAUUAACUCUCUUGGGAAAACAAAUAAUAUUUUAUUGAUAAAUAUGUCAUCAUCAGAACAAUCAAUGAUUGUACAAUCAAAAUUUGUCUCAGGAGAGACUGCAAUGGAAGCAUCAUUGAUACAAAGUUGGGUUAAAGCUGCACGAAUUAUAGCACUUCUUAACAAAGGAACUACUCAUGCAUUGGUUAUUUUAAUUACUUCAAGAACGCCUCCUCAAGUUUAUAGUGAUCUUACAAUAGAAAGAGUAUUGCCUAUUGAUCAAGACUUCAAAUGUAAUAUAAAUACUGAUGAAAAGCAACAAGAUGGUUUAGAUGUUUAUCUCAAUGUUACAUCAAGAAAGUUACAUUUAGUAUUUGAAAUGAAGCCUGGUGUAGCAACCAGUUCCUUGGUAUCUGAAGUAUUUAGAGCUAUAGAAAUAUACCAAAAAACUAAGAAUUCAGCAUCAGAAUUUUUAUGGGUUCAAAAAUUAACAGGAAAUACACGUAACUUGAGUUCUAAUAUCAAUGAAGAAAUACAAGAUAAUACUGAUCCAUUGGUAGAUUUAGAAAGUCCAGUUUUAGUUGUAACAAGACGCAGUAUUGCUUCUGGCAAAUCACCAGUAGCUGCCAGAGAGUCAGCAGUAAGAUAUCAAAUGGCAUGCAAAGAAGAUGAUUAUACAUACAGCAAAAUCUUUCGUAUAUUUAUUGGCACAUGGAACGUAAAUGGCCAACCACCAAAUGGUAUUAAUUUGCAUGAAUGGUUGAGUUAUGAUAAAACACCUCCUGAUGUAUAUGCAAUUGGAUUUCAAGAAUUAGAUUUAACUAAAGAAGCAUUUCUUUUCAAUGAUACUCCAAGAGAAGAAGAAUGGAGACAAGUUGUAGCAAAAUCUCUUCAUCCAGAUGGUGUAUAUGAUCAAGUAGCUAUUGUGAGAUUAGUUGGUAUGAUGUUACUUAUAUAUGCUUUACAUAGUCACGUACCAUACAUAAAAGAUGUAUCAGUUGAUACAGUAGGUACUGGUAUCAUGGGCAAAAUGGGCAACAAAGGAGGAGUAGCAGUAAGCUGUUCUAUUCACAAUACAUCUAUUUGUUUUGUUAAUGCUCAUUUAGCAGCACAUUGUGAAGAAUACGAAAGACGAAACCAAGAUUAUGCAGAUAUAUGUGCGCGAUUAUCUUUCGCAAAAUAUGUUCCGCCUAAAAGUUUUAAGGAUCAUGACCAGAUUUAUUGGUUAGGAGAUUUGAAUUAUCGAAUAACAGAAAUGGAUGUUCUAGUUGCUAAACAACAUAUAGAGGCAGAAAAUUAUGCUCCUCUCUUAGCUUUAGAUCAAUUAGGCCAACAACGACAAUUAGGCCGUGUUUUACAAGGAUUUCAAGAAGCAGAAAUUACAUUUAAACCAACAUAUAAAUAUGAUCCAGGCACUGAUAAUUGGGAUUCAAGUGAAAAAGGCAGAGCUCCAGCAUGGUGUGAUCGUAUACUAUGGAAAGGAGAAGCAAUUACGUCUAUAGAUUACAGAAGCCAUUCUGAAUUAAAAAUUUCGGAUCAUAAACCCGUUAGUGCAAUUUUUGAUUCUCAGGUCAGGAUCAUAGAUAUGACAAAGUAUCGUAAAAUUCAUGAAGAAGUUAUGAAAAAACUUGAUAAAUUAGAAAACGAAUUUUUACCGCAAGUGAUGGUUGAUACAACAGAAAUCAUAUUUGAUACUUUGAAAUUUCUUGAACCCAGUAGCAAAGAACUUAUUAUUGCCAAUACUGGCCAGGAGAGAAAUGUGAUACUAGAUUUGAAAUAUAUGUUGACAAAAAAUCGGCAUGUAAAUUGAAUUCCGGAGAAGAUAAGUUAUAUGACAUUUUAAUUUUACAUCUAGAAGGAGGAAAGGAUAUAUUUAUAACUGUUACAGGAAAAUAAUAAAAAUCUUUCUCAAGAACCAUAUGCUAUACCUAAAGAAAUAUGGCUAUUAGUUGAUAGAUUGUAUCGACAUGGCAUAAAAACGACAGGGCUUUUUGAAACACCUGGACUUCCUAGUGAAAUUAUAGCUAUAAGAGAUUGGUUAGACAAUUGGAGCCAAGAUCCAAUGCCUGGUAGCGUACAUUCGGUUGCAGAAGCAUUACUUUUACUUUUAGAAUCUACAACAGAACCUCUAAUCCCGUAUAAUUUGCAUAGUGUAUGCUUAUCCGCAGCAACAAAUUAUUUACAGUGCAAACAGAUUGUAAUGCAACUUCCAGAAAUAAGAAGAACAGUUUUUGUUUAUAUUUGUUACUUUUUGCAAGAGUUAUUAAAUCAUACUCAAGAUAAUGAAUUGGAUGCUAAAACUCUCGCAACAAUAUUUGGAUCAAUUUUCUUAAGAGAUCCACCAAGAAGUAGAGGCGAUAGAAAUCAAAGAAGUCGUACUCAGAUCGUUCAAGCAACAAUUGAUCGAAAAAAAGCUGCAUUUGUUUACCAUUUCUUAGUAAAUGAUCAAAGUGAUUUUAUUCUUGGUCGAUAGUAAUAUUUAAAACUUAAAAACAAGUAUUUAUUAAAUGCACUUUAAAUUCAGCUGAAAAAGAAAUAAAACAUUUUGUUUAGGAGAAAAUAAUCAUAUAAGUAGCAGUAUAUUAAAUAAAUAUUUUGUCACAUUAUUUCUAUAAUAGUACU